Molecule: messenger RNA, 4010 nt
Organism: Rhipicephalus sanguineus (brown dog tick)
Lineage: Eukaryota; Metazoa; Arthropoda; Arachnida; Ixodida; Ixodidae
Product: transmembrane protein 135
Exons: 11
Coding region: 230-1714 (494 amino acids)
Source: RefSeq, a predicted model, not a curated record
GAAGCGGAACGCGAGCGCUCGCCGCUUUCUUGUCCGCACAUCUCUCGCCGGCUGCAGCAGCAGUGGCAGCACCGCCGCACUCAGGAGCUCAGCGGCGAAGGUGCAUUCCAGGCGUAACCUUUUAAACAUUCCACCCUCCGCUGUGGCGGGACUCCAAAUGGUGCCGCGGCUGUUUUAACUCGGAAACAGGGUCUCCCUCGCGAGCGCGUGUGUGUGCCUCUCGGGCGGCAUGGCGGUGUUCAGCAAGUACGCUCAACUGCUGGACUACCACCUGCCGUACAACUGCUACGAGAUCGGCCACACCUGGACACCGUACUGCAUCGACGCAUCCGUCUACGUCGGGCUGCACGCGUUCAGGGAGUCGCUCAAGAUCUACCUUCCGCUGUACGCGGCCUCCCUGUUGUACAGCAAGCGCUACGAUGGCACCACAAUCAAGCGCACGCUGCAGGCGGUCCUCAUCUCAUCUUUCUUCCUCAGCUUCAACGCGUUCGCCUUCAUCGCCGUCUUCUGCUCGCUCAGGAAGCUGGUAGGCCGCUUCAACUUCCUGAAUGCCUCCUACCUGCCUGGCUUCCUGGCCAGCCUCCUGGCCAUCCUGCUUGAACGCAAGAGCAGGAGGCAAGCGCUGGCCAUAUACGUCUGCAACAUCGCCUCGGAAACCAUCUUCCGCAUGCGGGUCUCUCGCAACGAUAUCCGACCGAUCAAGCAUGGCGAGGUCUUUCUGUUCAGCGUGGCGUCCGCGCUCUUCCUGUACGUGAUCCGGCGCAGCGGCUUCUCCAACGACCCCGUGAGCCGGGCCUUCCAGUUCAUCGUGGGUCGCGAGGAAGUGCUGUCGUCCGGCGGUUCGUGCUCGCACACGCCCAGCUCGUCGGGCAGCUCGCCCACCCCGCCCAUCCUGCGCGCCGGGGUGGACAGUCCUCCCGAGGACCUCGCCGCUCGCAGCGAGGCCCAGGAGAAGGCCUGGCAACUCGUCGACUACGCGUCUCGGCUGCUCGACGACCAAGGGUCGUGGCUGCAGAAGAGGCUCGCCGCUCUGGGCCUGAACGCCAGGCACUGGUCGUGCGGUCACAAGCGCGGAUGCGCGGCGCACGUCUUUCAGGGUUUCCUGCGCCCCUUCAUGCUGGGCUGUGGCCUGCGGGUGUUGUUUCGGCUGGUGGCCGCUCGACGUCGCCUUGCGCAGGACGUGAGCCGCAUCUACCCGAUGCUCCUCCGCCGGGACAACCUCUGGCUGGGCGCCUUCCUGGGCUCCUUCGCUGGCAUCUACAGGCUGGUAAGCUGCCUGUUGCGGUGGAGCGGCGACGGUCGCAGCGACUGGCACGCCCUGCCGGCUGGUCUUCUGGCAGGACUGUCCAUGUUCUGGUAUCCAAGUCCCAGCAUUGCACUCUACCUAGUCUGGAAGCUCGUCGAGAACGUCUACAUGGCUGGCAUGGACAAAGGCGUUCUUCCGUGCGUCCCCAACUCGCCUGUUCUCCUCUACUCUGUCUCUUGUGCUGUGCUGUUUUACGCGGCUGUCUUCGAACCUCACAACCUCAGGCCGACAUAUUGGACCUUCCUCAACAGGUUGUCAUGCGGAAGAUUUUCUCUGCUGAACCGUCACGUGUACGACAUGUUCGGUGUGCAUUCCUCCAAGCUGUUCGAGGACUUUUGGCCCAAGCUGGACCUGAAGUUCACCACGCGCAAGUUUCAAGAGUCGGUCCUCGUCUGGGUGCCCUUUUGACGUACAGCCUGAGAUUGAAGAAAGAAGAAACGCGUGUGAUAUAUGACUGAAUCAAUGUACUUUCUUUUUUUUUUUUUGCUCUCAGCCGUUCUUUUUUUUUUUUUCUUGUUCCUUUUUUGUAUUAUAGCAAUUAAGUCGCGAAGCCUCUUAUUCCGCCGCAAGAAGUUGCAACCCUUCGGGUUUCUGGUGUCGGUGGAACAUGUGCAAAAUGUGCUAUAGCCGCAUGUGAAUGUUUAUUUCUUUAUAGACUGUUUCUCCACAGGACCAGUAUUGAGGACUGUAGUUCUGUUCGCUUCUCCGUGACGUAUGAUUGCCACCGCCCCCCGUUUUUAUACAAGUACCAUACGGUUUCCACGUGGGAACAUUUUUUGAUAGGGUUGAGGGGUUCACUUCCCCUCCUCACCCAGUCCUCUCCCCUCACCGCCCUCUUCACAAGGCGGCAGCCAGAACCGUAGGCGUGUGCGUGAGAGGGGGGGGGGGGGAGGCCCCCCCCUCCCUUCAGAACAUCGUUGAACUGCGGCUGUUGCAGUAUAUGAUCGCUCCUGCUUGUGUUACACGCGAAAAAAAUGCAAUGAACAAAAGAAGUAAUAUGCGAGAAGCUGUCCACAUCGCAGGAAUCAACAGUAUCGUAAUAUCAUGCUGGGCGACACACAUGCAGUGUGCACUGGUGCAUUUCCUGGAAAAGGCCAUUUCGAGAAAUUCUCAAAUGCGUCCACUCUCUAUAUACCUUCACGAUUCACGUUCCCACUGGCAAGCUCACUUUUCUUGCUUCUUUUCUUUUUAAUAUAUUUUGACGUAGACAACGUCGGCCUAACAACAUCCUCUCAACACUGCUUGUCGACUCUAACAACUUUUGAGCCUUGCUAUCUGCUGCACUUAACUGAAUUGCUGUUAAGUUUAAUAGCACUAAACGAGAGGGGCAUCGUACGUCUUACCAAAUUCACUACGCACCUUAAGGCUCCUUUGAUGAUCGAGCAUCAGACGAUUUCGAUUCGGACAGUUAAUGCUCAUGCAUCAAAUGUCCGAAUCAGAAAGCCCUAUGCGCUACGAGAGCUUCACGUGUUGCGUAUUAAUUGAUUAUAUGUUGAUUAUAAAUACGUGUUGACUCGCCGGGACACUUCACUUCUUCAAAAAAGAAAAAAAAAGGGGGGGGGGGGGCUAUUAUUUCUGAUGCAAUGAUGCUAUACGCUGUAGUUCCGCUAUAGAGCACUCUGGCUUUCAAGAACGUCGAUAUAUUAUUGUCGGGGCUCCCCGUAGAAGCCAUUUGCGGGGACACUGCAGAAAGAAACAAAAAUCGUGCCAACUUUUUUUUUCGGUUCUCUUGACAAGACUUUGGAGAGCGGGCUAUAGUUGUUAACCGAUGCUGAACAGUUGAAGCUCGAAAUUGCAACAAGCGGACACUGCAGGGGUGGAGACAAAUCUCGUAUAGUUUGUAUAAAAUCAAACGUGUCAACAAAAUCGGGAAAUAAGGCAAUCGAUCAAAAACGACUCGGACAGACUCCGUUUUGGGUCGAUGUCUGCUUCUCCCUGUCGCUAUCCGCCUUUUACAUUUUCCCGUGCUGCCCUCUGCCGCAAUGGUAGGGGAUGGGACAACCGGUAUUGCCAGAACGAGACCCUCCGAGAUUAACAGGCGUUUCGCGACUUUUCCGCUAGGGGAAGAGCGCAUGCGCCGUGGCGUCGUGAAAAAAUGCGGACUUCGCGAUUCGAUUUCCACUCACGGUUAUAAGUAAUCAGGUUCAUCGUGGUAGAAAGUGAGGCAUGAACAAAUGCAGACGCAAAGGUAGAGAUUCAGACAACCCAGACGCAGAUAAGUUUUGUAUCCUACCUUCUCGCUUUUCGCCACAGUCUCGCCUUUCAGCUGACGGCGUUUGUGUUGGCAGCUAUAGACACAUAGGCAUGCGCAAAGGGGCGAGGGGGAUGGGAGGGCGUCAAAUCUGCCUCAUACUAUUACUCACAUCGUACCUGUGCUAUCAUUGUUAUGAUAGUUAUGGCCACGCAGGUUUUUUUACUAUAAUGCGGCCUAGGACCCCUGGUGUUGCAUUCCAAGAACUGUUUACUUCACCCAUGGCCUCCGAGAUGGCAGGCGCGCGACGUUUUCACGCGCGCGCCCGCCAUCUCGGAGGCCAUGCUUCACCUUUACAUCCAAAAUGCCGGGAACAGGCCGUUGUGAGAAGCACGCGCGUCAUCGCUCCAUUUUCAUUUUUGCAUCCAUUUCGAAGUUGAUCUUCUUGAGGACUCGACCAACGGGGGUUAAGGGGGAGGGAGGGCGCUGCGGUAACACUUGCCCCCCUUCGCC